Colletotrichum destructivum is the source of this 1831-nucleotide messenger RNA. RefSeq lists its product as uncharacterized. The record is from RefSeq and is a predicted model, not a curated record. The coding region runs from base 1296 to 1538 and encodes 80 amino acids. NCBI's taxonomy places the organism in Eukaryota, Fungi, Ascomycota, Sordariomycetes, Glomerellales, Glomerellaceae. The transcript has a single exon.
CCCUGUCGUCUGGCAUCGCAGGCGACAGUGUUGAUGAUGAUGAUGAUGACUAUGGAUGGCAAGGCUGUCUGUCAUUCACCUUGCCUCUCUCCCUUGGACUAGGGAGUUCAGACCAGCCUUCUUCCUCUGUCAACCAAUGUGUUGAUGCAAUCGAACCGUCUUGUCUUAGACCUCAUCCUCCUCUGCCCUCCUGCGGGUCUCGCUUCCCAUCCAUGUUCGGCUGCGUUGUCUGUUCGCGUCGUGUCGUGAGAGGACUUGGGUCGUCCGUUUCGUCAUCCUUAUUUCCCUCUCUUUCUUCCUCUCUCUCUCUCUCUCUCUCCCGCACGAGCUGGCGGAUCCGCGUUGGGAGAAAAGAGGGUCUUUGGGGGAGGUCACGCCCUUCCGCUCGGGUGCAGAGAGGGCCCGCGGGACGGCGCCAACGGCCCUGCACGACAUUUCGCAAAGGCGUCGUUCGGCCGAGGCCGGCAUCGUCGUGCGACAAGAGCACCACACCUUGAGCGACCACCCAAAUAGUAUGGAUUCUUCCUACGGGGGAUGCUCCUGCUUCUCCCCCCACCCCCUACACGCACACCCACGCCGUUGCCCACCCAUUGGGUCGAGUUCGAGUUCGAAUGGAGGGAGGGGGGGCUUCGAUACCUAAUGCUAGGCUCACUUGUCCCCCAUGCGAGGGAAAGCCGGUUGAUAGAGUCGUCAUCGAUUUCAGCUCUUGGCUUUGGCAUCGUUCGAGGGGCAUCGUGUAGAAUGUCGAGAGAGGGACGGUCUAGAGACCGGCGCUACCCACAGGCUGUUAAUUUUCUUUCUCCAUCUGGUGUCAGAGCCCAUCUAGUCGAGGGUGGGCGAGUCGAUGCAAGUGCAUCGGUUGAAGCCCGACGGGACGCUGUCCGAGCGAAGCGUCGGCAGAUCUGUCGUUCCACAGGGCUGGGAAAUACAUCUGCGCGCUCUCUUGUAUCCCCCUCCCAUCACUUUGUUCCUCCAUCGAGUGAUGGCGCCAGUGCAAGCUUUCCUAGGGACACCGAAAGACCGACCGAGAUGACCGACCGAUGCCGAUUCGAUCGGCGUCUCUGUGCCCCACUCCCUCCCUCCCUCCCUGCCGGGGCGCCGGGUGCGAGACUCGCUCGAGUUGACCGAGAAGCCCGCAAGCAGAGCGACCUCUGUCAGGGUGAGUGAGGGGAAGGGUGACGACGUUCUGUUAUCGAGGAAAGAGGGCGCGAUCGGCUGCUGGUUUUCGGGUUCUUCGUGAAGCAAGUUGCAAUGGCCGUAGCUAGUGCUUCUCUAAAAGCGCUGGAGAUCAAGGGAUGGGUUUUGUUCCUUGUCAAACCCGAAGUCUGUCUGUAUGUCUUGCGGCAGUGCCCACGGACAAUCACGGAGUUGGGGACGUCGGACCCCCAACUGAAGGGUCGCUGCGCCUGCAACUACUCCCGGACUUGCUCAGAGACUUGUCGGGCAUCGACAUCGCCUACGCCGUCUUCUGCUUCCCCCAUGUUCUCGAGGAAAAGCAACGUCUGAAUGGACUGGACUGGACACACCGGACGCAGUAGCUGCGUGAUCUUGAGACGAGAUCUUAUUGUUGUAUCGUCGGAACGGACGACGUUCCUGAACAACCACCACUACCACAACCACCACCCUUCCUCGAUUCUGCGGACGUCGUUCAUGCAGAGCGGGAACUUGGGUCUGUUCCUACCGCGCUCCGCCUGUCUGUCUCCCUUGCAUGGACUCCCCGGGCAACCUAUCUCUCGAUGGCGUCGACGUGAAGUAGUAUCCGGACCUUGAAGACUCAUCCUACAAAGGCCCUGGCCGUCAACGGGACAGACUUGACGCGCACUACCGUCUC